CUUUGUUGAAAGAAUUGAUGUUCACUUUCAUGAUGAAUCUUUCUUCAAAUUCUAGUAAAGAAAAUGGCAAGAGGAAAGAAAAAGGCUAUCAUUGCUCAUAUUGUGAAAAGGCAUUUGAAAAUUCUCAAGUUCUUGGAGAUCAUCAAAGGUUGUAUGAAGUUGAGAUUAAGCAGGACAACAAUCAAAUGAUUCAUUUUCAAAAUUCAAAGGAUGUUACCAAGUCUAAUCCUGGACAUGGGGAUGCCUUAAUGAAAGCUUUGUCUAGAGGUACAACAAACAAUCCUUAUGUAACGAAAGGAAAUUAUUAUGGAGGCUAUAGCCGAGAAGACCACAAUUCAUUGUUCAUGUCUCCAAAUUAUUCUUCUGCCCGAACCGACAAUGCAUCCUUGGUAACGUCAAUUCAAUAUAAAGAGACCAUUCCUUUUUCUCAAUCUGUAGACUAUCCAAUUUAUAUGAGUUCUUUUAGUAAUCAUAUAGGUGGUGCAAGUUCUUCUAUAAACCAUCAAUUUGAUGCUAGCAAUCCACAAUUUUUUAUUGAUAGUUUUUCCAAACCUUUUAAAAGCAAUUUUUGGAAAAACGAACAUAAUGAUCCCAAUCUCACAUAUCCGGUCUUGGUUAGAAAUUCAUCUUUACCCGGUUAUCACAUGGCUGAUUUUAGUUUUUGGAAUUUUAACACCAACAAAUUUCCUAGCCCAAUUGAGCCUAAUGUUGUUGAUACCCAAAUAAAUUUUGUUGGCUCAAACAAUAGAUAUAGUUAUAAUGUGGACCAGAUUUAUGAGAAGGUAAAAAACCAUUAUAGAGAUGAAGUUCAAGAAAAAAUUCCAAUGAUGAAUCCACCAAAAAAGCCCAAUAUCAACUUUGGUCCACUUGUCAAUCAUGGAAUAGAGAUGCUGCAAAAAAAGGAAGCAUGGUUUUCUACAAAAGAGACAAAGCUUAAAGCUGUAGAAGCAAUUUUCGGCAAGGAUGAAGGGAAGAAUGCUUCGACUUCAAAGAGUGCAAAUUUUAUAAAAGAACAAGAGGUUGACUUGGAUCUUUCCCUUCAUUUAUAGAUUUGUAUUUCUUUCAAAUAAAUAUCAUGCAUUUGUGUUAAAUUUAUCAAGUAAUAGUUUUUCACAUUUUAAUUAUGUACUCAA
Molecule: messenger RNA, 1133 nt
Organism: Glycine soja
Lineage: Eukaryota; Viridiplantae; Streptophyta; Magnoliopsida; Fabales; Fabaceae
Exons: 2
Coding region: 18-1049 (343 amino acids)
Source: RefSeq, a predicted model, not a curated record